AUCCUCGUCGCUAGAAAAAACACCGGCGUUGCAGUCUUUGUUAUUUACUUAUUUGUUGAGAUCUCUUUGUCCAAAGCUUGAGCCACAAAUAUAAUAAAACCCAAUAAGUGGUUUGCUUCACCCACCGCCUUUCUCUCUCUCUCUUUUCUCUCACCUCAACUCUCUCUAUCUCUUGUCGGCACCGCAGAUCUCCGAUCUUCGGUGAGAGGUGGUCGGAGCUCGACCUGAGGACGUUUUCGCCGUUACCGAUCGGAGAUGGAGAAUUUGAUCUCUUUGGUGAACAAGAUACAGAGAGCUUGUACGGCUCUUGGUGACCACGGCGAUGAGAGCGCAUUGCCGACUCUGUGGGACUCGUUGCCGGCGAUUGCGGUGGUCGGAGGCCAGAGCUCAGGAAAGUCUUCAGUGUUGGAGAGCAUUGUUGGAAAGGAUUUCUUGCCUCGUGGAUCUGGGAUUGUCACUCGGCGCCCUCUUGUCUUGCAGCUUCAUAAGAUUGAUGAAGGCAGAGAAUAUGCUGAGUUCCUUCACCUCCCAAGGAGAAGGUUCACUGAUUUUGCUGCUGUGAGGAAAGAGAUUUCGGAUGAAACUGAUAGAGAGACUGGUCGCACCAAGCAAAUCUCUAGCGUUCCGAUUCAUCUUAGUAUAUAUUCUCCUAAUGUUGUCAACUUGACACUGAUUGAUCUUCCUGGGCUUACUAAAGUUGCUGUUGAGGGUCAACCUGACAGUGUUGUGCAGGAUAUUGAGAAUAUGGUUCGCUCAUUCAUUGAAAAGCCUAACUGUAUUAUUCUAGCAAUAUCACCGGCCAAUCAAGAUCUUGCCACAUCAGAUGCCAUUAAAAUUUCCCGUGAAGUAGAUCCUAAAGGGGAGAGGACAUUUGGGGUCCUGACAAAGAUUGAUCUUAUGGAUAAGGGUACUGAUGCAGUUGAUAUACUGGAAGGAAAAUCUUAUCGGCUGCAAUUUCCUUGGAUUGGUGUUGUGAACCGUUCCCAAGCAGAUAUUAACAAGAGUGUUGACAUGAUUGCUGCUCGGCGUAGAGAGCGUGAGUAUUUUGCUAAUACCCCAGAAUAUAAGCAUCUUGCUCACAGAAUGGGUUCUGAGCAUCUAGGAAAGAUGCUUUCAAAGCAUCUGGAAAAUGUAAUCAAGUCAAGGAUCCCAAGCAUCCAAUCCCUUAUCAACAAAACAAUAGUUGAACUUGAAGCUGAACUGAGUCGCCUUGGAAAGCCUAUUGCUGCUGAUGCUGGAGGAAAGUUAUACAUGAUCAUGGAAAUUUCUCGUGUCUUCGAUCAGAUAUACAAAGAGCAUCUCGAUGGCGUGCGCGCAGGUGGUGAUAAAAUUUACCAUGUCUUUGAUAACCAACUUCCUGCUGCUCUGAAAAGGUUGCAAUUUGAUAAGCAACUCUCAAUGGAGAAUGUACGAAAGCUCAUUACUGAAGCUGAUGGAUAUCAACCCCAUUUAAUAGCUCCUGAACAAGGAUACCGUCGACUCAUUGAAUCUUCAAUAGUUAGCAUCAGAGGUCCUGCUGAGGCAGCUGUUGAUGCGGUUCACGCCAUAUUGAAGGAGAUGGUUAACAAGGCUAUCAGUGAGACUGCAGAAUUCAAGCAAUACCCUGCUCUCAGAAUUGAGGUUGCAAAUGCAGCUUGUGAUUCACUUGAUAGGAUGAGGGAUGAAAGCAAGAAAGCAACACUUAAGCUAGUCGACAUGGAGUGCAGCUACCUGACAGUUGAUUUCUUCAGGAAGCUUCCUCAAGAUAUUGAGAAAGGCGGCAACCCGACGCAUUCAAUUUUUGAUAGAUACAAUGACUCAUAUCUUAGGCGAAUAGGAACAACAGUUUUGUCUUACGUCAAUAUGGUGUGUGCCACUCUUCGGAACUCCAUUCCAAAGUCCAUUGUUUAUUGUCAAGUGCGUGAGGCCAAACGCAGCCUACUCGACCAUUUCUUUACUGAGUUGGGUAAACUGGAGCCCAAGCAGUUGGCAUCAUUAUUGAACGAGGAUCCAGCAGUCAUGGCAAGACGCACUGCCCUGGCAAAGAGGCUCGAGUUAUACAGAAGCGCUCAAGCUGAAAUUGACGCAGUUGCUUGGUCUAAGUAGAUAGCCAUGUAUCUUACUUGGAAUUUGGCUUUAGUUGGUGGCGUGAUUCUUUAUAAUCGGUUUACCUUUAUUUUGUGUACCAAAUUCCAAUAGCUGAUUUGUCAUUUUUUUCCUACCACCCGAGUGACAUUUUUCAUUGUCAUCACAUGUCACAGUUUAUAUAUAUAUAUAUUGAAGAUGAUAUAAAAGUGUAUUAUUUCUGACGGUGUUC
Messenger RNA from Vitis riparia (riverbank grape), 2296 nucleotides. Its product is annotated as dynamin-related protein 5A. NCBI's taxonomy places the organism in Eukaryota, Viridiplantae, Streptophyta, Magnoliopsida, Vitales, Vitaceae. Gene Ontology annotation, cellular component: cytoplasm; microtubule; membrane. Bases 256 to 2085 code for a protein of 609 amino acids. The record is from RefSeq and is a predicted model, not a curated record. The transcript has 16 exons. Gene Ontology annotation, molecular function: microtubule binding; GTP binding; GTPase activity.